Messenger RNA from Ogataea philodendri, 558 nucleotides. RefSeq lists its product as uncharacterized. The transcript has a single exon. Gene Ontology annotation, cellular component: NatC complex. NCBI's taxonomy places the organism in Eukaryota, Fungi, Ascomycota, Pichiomycetes, Pichiales, Pichiaceae. Gene Ontology annotation, molecular function: protein-N-terminal amino-acid acetyltransferase activity. Gene Ontology annotation, biological process: N-terminal peptidyl-methionine acetylation. The record is from RefSeq and is a predicted model, not a curated record. Bases 1 to 558 code for a protein of 185 amino acids.
AUGUCCGGGAUAGACUACGAACCAUUAAGUCUGGACAUCUCGGAGGUUGGCCGAGAACUUGUGGAUUUCAACAUCGAGCAGGUGCGACGGCUUGUGGAUGAGCAUUUGAGCGAGCCAUACUCGAUCUAUGUUUACCGGUUCUUCUUGAACAACUGGCCCAACCUCACCAUUAUGGCCAAGCACCAGGGCAAGGUGAUUGGGUGUAUUAUAUCCAAGGUGGAGCCUCAUAGAGACUCUCGAAUACGCGGAUACAUUGGAAUGUUGGCCGUGGACAACGAGUACAGGGGCCAGGGAAUAGCCAAGGAGCUGAUUUCGCGGAGUUUGGACUCGAUGAUCGAUAAUUACAAAUGUGACGAGAUCAUUUUGGAAACAGAGGUGGUCAACAAAGCAGCUUUGCGACUUUACGAGAAUUUCGGGUUCUUGCGGGUGAAACGGCUGUUCAGAUACUACUUGAACAAACACGACGCAUUGCGACUGAUACUGCCUGUGAGCGAGAAAAGCACUAUCCGGUCAACGUUCCUCCCAAAGCUGGAAAAUAGCAUGGAGUCCAAAUACUAA